AUGGCGGCGCAAGGAGGUGAUUCGAUGGUGAAUCCACCACGGGAGGCGGAUCUCUCUGCGGGAGUUGCAGAUGGCCAAGAGCGGGAUUCCUACGUCUUCUUCCCGGUGAUGCUUGGGGUGAUCCGCGCACCGGUGAGGGACGGCGAGGAGGCUGCGCCCUCGCCCGCUGCAGAUCGGAUCGUGAUGGUGAGCCCUUUGACUCGGGGAGCGGUGGUCCUCAUAAUGAGAGGAGAUCGGCAGGACCUAGCCGCGAUGAUGGAGGAGAUCCUCGCGGCGGAGGGCGGCGCCGCCGGCCCGCCGCCGGCGUCCAAGGCAUCGGUGGAUGCCUUGCGCACGGUGAAGCGGCCGGAGGCCGGCGGUGGGGAGGAGGAGAUGCAAGAUUGCGCGGUGUGCUUGGAUGGGUUGUGGGAGGCGGAGGAGGAGGAGAAGUGUGGGGCGGUGAAGGAGAUGCCGUGCGGGCACAGGUUCCAUGGCGGUUGCAUCGAGAAGUGGCUGAGUAUGCACGGGCUGUGCCCUCUCUGUCGCCAUCGGAUGCCGGAGGAGGAGAGGGCCGGUGGGAAGAAGGGCGGAGAGGAGGAAGAAAUCGACGGUGAUUUCGCCGAGAGGCAGCGGAGGGCGGUGGAGAGGACGAUCCUGGCCGCUUUCGGAUUCAAUUGGGCCAUUUCCCCGGGCUUGACCACACAGCCGCGACAACAAUAA
Messenger RNA from Spirodela intermedia, 699 nucleotides. The record is from the annotation of a GenBank genome assembly. Lineage: Eukaryota; Viridiplantae; Streptophyta; Magnoliopsida; Alismatales; Araceae.